Thecamonas trahens ATCC 50062 is the source of this 521-nucleotide messenger RNA. RefSeq names its product mitochondrial protein. The record is from RefSeq and is a predicted model, not a curated record. The transcript is spliced from 2 exons. Bases 21 to 521 code for a protein of 166 amino acids. Lineage: Eukaryota; Apusomonadida; Apusomonadidae. Gene Ontology annotation, cellular component: mitochondrion. Gene Ontology annotation, biological process: mitochondrial fission.
ACGAGAGUUAGGGCAGGUGGAUGGCGUGCGAGGAGAAGGAUUUGUUUCGGGAUACGCCUGUGCGGUUCCUCGGCUACGCCAAUGAGCUCGGCGAGUCGCUGAGGCCUAUCAUUGCCCGGUCUCUGGUCAAUACUACUUAUGGGGUGGCCGGGCUGUACAUUGCUGCUGAGGCGGUGUCCAAGGGAUCGGCCAAGCAUGCGGUGAUGAAGGGCAAGUGCAGCGAGACGGAACGGACGGCGAUGACGACGGCGCAGAUGGCCGACGUGGUGAUUUGGCAGGGAGCAGCGUCGGUGGCCAUUCCGGGCCUGGUCAUCAAUCGCAUUGUGGCAAGUGUCGGGUGGGCGACAAAGCGGAUGGGUCGGACAGGCGGCCUGUGGCGGUGGGCGCCGACGGUCUGCGGCCUCCUCUCCAUCCCACUCAUCAUCCAUCCCAUCGACACUGCCGUAACAGUGGCCAUGGACGCCACCAUCCGGUCGUGGAUCCCGUACAUGGAGCCGGAGAAGCCGCGUGCUAGCCAGUGA